AGGCUUCCGGAGUCCCGGCGGGCGCUGAGCUGCAGGCGCGCGCGUAACGCUUGGCGGGACUCACUCGGUCUGAGAGGUCUGAACGCUGAGCUGCAGGCACGCACCUAACGGCUUCGUGGGGCUCACUCGGUCUGAGAGGUGGGAGCGCUGAGCGGCAGGCGCCCGCCUAACGGCUUCGCGGGGCUCGCUCGGUGUGAGAGGUCGGAGCGCUGAGCUGCAGGCACGCGCCUAACGGCUUCGCGGGGCUCACGCGGUCUGAGAGGUCGGAGCGCGGAGCUUCAGGCACGCGCCUAACCGCUUCGCGGGGCUCACUCGGUCUGAGAGGUCGGAGGCUGCGAGUGUCGCUGCUGAAGGCUGUGGUGGACCGGGCUGGAUCGCGGAUUCUGAGCUACAUCGCGGGUUUGGGGGUGGAUCGCGGGUUUGGGGGUGGAUCUUGGAUUUGCGGGUGGAUCGCAGGUUGGUGGGGGGAUCGCGGAUUUGGGACUGGGUGGGGGUGGAAAGGCCACGAGGGGCCGCGGCGGCUCAGGAGCGGGUUGUGGGCGUCUGAGAAGUCGCCACCAUGAGGAAGCUCUUCAGCUUCGGGAGAGGCCUGGGCCAGGCGCUCCUGAGCUCCAGGGACAAAGAGUACGCGGGUCCCGGGUACCACACCCUGGACUGGGAACUGCGGAAGAUCCACAGGGCGGCCAUCAAGGGCGACGCCGCGGAGGUGGAGCGCUGCCUGAGGCGGUUUCGGGACGUGGACGCCCGCGACAGAAAGGACAGGACUGUUCUACAUUUGGCCUGUGCCCAUGGCCGUGUGGAAGUGGUCACUCUCUUGCUGAGCAGAAGUUGCCAGAUCGACAUCUGUGACAGACUAAACAGGACACCGUUAAUGAAGGCUGUACAUUGCCAGGAAGAGGCUUGUGCAAUUAUUCUCCUGGAACAUGGCGCCAAUCCAAACAUUAAGGAUAUCUACGGCAACACUGCUCUCCAUUAUGCUGUGUAUAAUAAGGGGACUUCACUGGCAGAGAAACUGCUUUCCCACCAUGCAAAUAUUGAAGCACUAAAUGAGGAGGGAAACACUCCACUUUUGUUUGCUAUAAAUUCUAGGAGACAGCAAAUGGUGGAAUUUUUAUUGAAGAACCAGGCAAAUAUACAUGCCGUUGACAAUUUCAGAAGAACAGCCCUCAUGCUUGCUGUGCAGCAUAGCUCAUCAAGUAUCAUCAGCCUCCUCCUUCAGCAAAAUAUAAAUAUCUUUUCUCAAGACAUGUUUGGCCAAACUGCUGAGGAUUAUGCUGUUUGUUGUGAUUUGAGAAGCAUUCAACAACAAAUUUUGGAACAUAAAAAUAAGAUACUUAAAAAUCAUCUUCGAAAUGACAAUCAAGAAACAGCAGCUGUGAAGCCUGCAAAUUUGAAAAAAAGGAAAGAAGGUGCAAAAGCAGAACACAACUUAAAAGUGGCUUCAGAGGAAAAGCAAGAAAGGCUUGAAAGAAGUGGAAAUAAACAGCCACAGGAUUCUCAAAGUUAUGGAAGAAAGAAGGAUGUGAUAUAUGGAAAUUACAUGUUGAAGAGAGACAUUGCCAUGCUCAAACAGGAAUUAUACACAAUAAAAAAUGACAGUCUCAGAAAGGAAAAAGAAUAUAUUCGGGAAAUUAAAAGUAUUACAGAAAUGAAUGCUAACUUUGAAAAGAGUGUAAGACUCAAUGACAAAAUGAUAACAAAAACAACGGCCCAGUAUUCGCAACAGCUUAAUGAACUGAAAGCUGAGAAUACAAGGCUGAAUUCAAAAUUGGAGAAGGAAAAACACAGCAAAGAAAGACUAGAAGUUGAAGUUGAAUCCCUCCAUUCUAGCCUGGCCACUGCUAUAAAUGAGUACAAUGAAAUUUUGGAAAGAAAAGACCUGGAACUAGUUUUAUGGAGAGCAGAUGAUGUUUCUGUACAUGAAAAAAUGGAUUCCAAUAUUUCUCAAUUAACAGAUAAGAAUGAGUUGCUUACCAAACAACUUUCUAAAGCUCGGGUGAAGUUCAAUACCUUAAAAGGUAAGCUUCAUGAGACAAGAGAUGCUCUCAGGGAAAAGACACUGGCUUUAGAAAGUGUACAGAUGGACCUAAAGCAAGCGCAGUAUCGAUUAAAGGAAAUGAAGCAGAUGCAUCCAAAUGAGGAAGCUAAAGAAAGUCAAUCCUUUGGAAAGCAGAACUCUUUAGAGGAGAGAAUACAUCAAGAACUUGAAAAUCUAUUGCUUGAACAACAACUAAAGGAUGCUUAUAAGGAAGGCAAUAAUAAAGAGAUAGUCAUUAAUAUCCAAGAAGACUGUCUUGAGAAUGGAAAGGAAGAUCUUACAGAAGAAAAAAAUAUGGAAUUAAUGAAUGAAUAUAAUUAUUUAAAAGAAAAACUGUUUCAGUAUGAAAAAGACGAAGCAGAAGGAGAAGUGAUUGUGAGACGACUUCAAGAAGAACUGGCUGAUCACCUUAACAAAUUUUCUAUGUCAGAAUCUCCACUGGAAGGUACAUCACAUUGUCAUAUUAAUUUGGAUGACACACAGGCUUCAAAGAAGAAAUUAUUUCAAGUAGGAAGUCAACCUGAAGAAAAACAUGAAGAAUUCAGAAAACUUUUUGAGUUAAGAUCAUCACUGGACUAUAAUGUGGAUCAAAUAAGAAAGAAAAAUCAUAAAUUAGAAGAAGAGACAACUGGAUAUAAGAAAUGCCUAGAAAUGACAAUAAAUAUGUUAAAUGUAUUUGGAAAUGAAGACUUCAGUUGCCAUGGAGACUUAAAUACAGAUCAACUGAAAAUGGAUAUUCUGUUUAAGAAGCUAAAACAGAAGUUUGAUGAUCUUACGGCCGAGAAGGAAGCUGUGUCUUCAAAAUGUGUCAGUUUGGCUAAAGACAAUCAAGUUCUUCAACAGGAGUUUUUAUCUAUGAGAAAAAUACAAGAGAAAUGUGAAAAACUUGAGGAGGAUAAAAAGAUGUUGGAAGAAGAAGUAUUAACUCUUAAGACACAUAUGGAAAACAAUAUGGUAGAACUUGGUAAAGUACAAGAAUAUAAAUCAGAGCUAGAUGAAAGGACAAUGCAGAUAAUAGAAAAAUUAGAAGAAACCCAUUUACAGGUUAGGAAAGCAAAAUAUGAAAAACAAUUAGAGCAGUUAAACAAGGAUAAUAUAGCUUCACUAAAUAAGAAGGAACUCACACUUACAGAUGUGGAAUGUAAAUUCUCAGAAAUGAAAACUGCUUAUGAAGAGGUUACAACCGAAUUAGCAGAAUAUAAGGAAGCCUUUGCAGUAGCAUUGAAAGCUAACAAUUCCAUGUCAAAAAAUUUAAUGAAAUCGAAUAAGAAAAUAGCAGUGAUCAGCACCAAGCUCCUUAUGGAGAAAGAGCGGAUGAAAUAUUUUCUCAGCACUCUUCCUAUAAGGCCAGACCCAGAGUUACCUUGUAUUGAAAAUCUUAAUAGUAUAGGACUCAACAGAAAAGAUAUUUCCAAAACACCCAUAAGAAUUCCUACUUCAAACCCACAGACUUCAAAUAACUGCGAGAACUCCUUGACUGAGGUGGAGCCGGACUGUGUAGAACAAAUAAUUAGAGAAACAAAGAAAACUUUUGCUGUGUUGGGCACUUGCUCCCAUCUACUUUCUUCUCUAGAAUCCACUGGGCCGGAAUGAGUGAUUUUUCUUAGAAGCAGAGUUGGAGCCACCGAGGAAACACAGGCUCCCGUUGUGGUGGAUUGUGUCAUCCCACAAUGUCGCUAUUGCUGAGUCCCCAUCACCUCUGUGUUGUGGAGCAGUAAGAGACACACAGCAGUGUCUGUGGGUGGCUCUGCGUGAAGGACUGUUUUCUAGGUGAGAGGCACAUCUCAGCAUAGCUGACUGAUCAGACUCAGCAAUUCCAUUCUGCAUCUCCUCUGGACAACCCCAGGACAACCCCAUCAGGGCCCUUGUCACCAGGCCCAGUGUGGCUCCAUGAUAGCCAAGACGCAGGUCCAGAGACAACUGCCCUGCAUGGUGCCUGCAUCUGACCCCCCUUGGUGGAUAGUGAUGAGCACAACAUGGAAGAAGCCAGGGCAGCAUGCGGACGGCUGCCCUGCAGCCCCAGAUGGCACCUGGCCCUUGGGAAGUCAUUCUCAAAGGGGAAGCUGGAAACUUUGAUAUCCCUGGAGGAAAGGUCUCCCCAGGGCCUGGAUGCAUGGGCGCUGUCCAUCCUCUGGUGCUGAAGCAGCCAAGUGGCCCAAACCUGCCUGGCCGCCUCUUAGGAUAUGACUGCACAGCCAGUGGCCUCUACUAGAUCCUGUACAACUUCACAAGACACCCAGACACUGCGAGUGCUGCCAGCACGUGCUCCAAGAGUCCUGAGGGACCACAAUCCUGAAAACAUUGAAUGGAGAAGAGGGAGCCCCUGCCACAGGCUGGAGGCUGGAGCUUGAGCUUCACUGAAGUUGGUGGCCACGAGGAAGACUGCAGCUAGAGUGGUAGAAAAGCAGCGGGAAAAUUUGUAAAUGAUCACUGAAGCAUUUAAAAAAGAUGUCUGCUCUAAGAUCCUUUUCAGAUGGGUCCAACCUCUGAUUCAUUUCAGUUGGGGUCAGUUGAUUGUCUUUCCUCAUUCAAGUCAUGAUUUUCUUGGCUCUUGGUGUGAUGAUUGUAUCCUGGCCCUUUUGUCUGUCAUGUUAUGUAAUGCAAGGUGCUAUUUACAUCUUUAAUUUUAGCAAGGAAGCACUUUGUUUGGGCUUGGCAUGUGGGCCUUAGACUAUUUUGUGGACUGGGGAGGAGGCUUCAAUGAUAGUUUGAUUAUUGGAGCCUUUAAGGUUUUGCUUUUACUUCCUCAGUGGAUUUAGUGCCACUGCUCUCUGCUGGUGCUGGCUGAGGGUGCAGAAGGGUUUACCAGGCUUGUGGUAGUGUGUGGGGUGGGGUGGGGUGGGGUGGGCUAGGGGAGAUGUCGGUGAGGUGGGGUUGGAAGGAUUCCUCUUCCCAGUAUCCCCUCACCUAUUCCACCACCUCUGCCUCUGUGUCUGGGUUGGGAGGAGACUCUCCAUCUCAAACCUGCAGGGACAAAGGGCCUUCCUUGGUCAGGACACUGACGUAGCUGCACCUCUCUUGCAGGUUCUGCCUUUUUAGAUAUUUUUCCUUUGAAAAGGCAGCCCCAGGCCCAGAAGGAAUAUGGAGCCUUCCCUGGUUGCUUAUUGUUGGUGUGGCGCCUGUAUCCAUCCCCUUUGCUGGUGGUGCAGCCUGUCUGGUAGUCUGAAGAGUCCCAGUUGCAUCUGGAGAAGGAAUGGGCUUACCUGGAGGCCUUCUGUUGCCUGUCAGGGGUGGGAAACAGCAGGUCUGAGUGGCCUUCUGAUUGUGGGAACCCACAAGUCACCCUGUGCUCUGCUGUUUCUCUGGUUCUGGGUCCCAAGAGGCAAGAAAUUCCCAGAGUUCUCUGGUCCAUAGAGGAUGACCUUAGAUAAAGAAUUGUUGGCUGGGCGCCGAAGCUCACACCUGUAAUCCCAGCAUUUUGGGAAGCCAAGGCUGGUGGAUCACUUGAGGUCAGGCAUUCAAGACCAGCCUGGCCCACGUGGUGAAGCCCAUCUCUAC
This is a messenger RNA of Macaca mulatta (Rhesus monkey), 5536 nucleotides long. Lineage: Eukaryota; Metazoa; Chordata; Mammalia; Primates; Cercopithecidae. The record is from RefSeq and is a predicted model, not a curated record.